This is a messenger RNA of Belonocnema kinseyi, 792 nucleotides long. RefSeq names its product eukaryotic translation initiation factor 4E type 3-like. The record is from RefSeq and is a predicted model, not a curated record. The coding region runs from base 46 to 681 and encodes 211 amino acids. Gene Ontology annotation, cellular component: eukaryotic translation initiation factor 4F complex. Gene Ontology annotation, molecular function: translation initiation factor activity; RNA 7-methylguanosine cap binding. The transcript has 6 exons. NCBI's taxonomy places the organism in Eukaryota, Metazoa, Arthropoda, Insecta, Hymenoptera, Cynipidae. Gene Ontology annotation, biological process: translational initiation.
GGAUUCUGGCUGGAGUCUGGCGAUUCAGGCACUGGUGUUCCAAACAUGGCGACGGUGGGGUAUGAAUCUAAAGACGGCUCUCAAUCGGAUUUGUCGAAAUCUCCAGUUUUUACGAACGAGACAGUCCAAAAUAUAAAAGAACAUGAAAGUACAGGAAUUCCUUUACAAACACCAUGGACUUUUUGGCUCGACAAGGCGAUUUCUGGAACCACUACCGAGGAGUAUAAAGCCAAUUUGAAGAAAAUAUACACUGUAAAUACUGUACAAAGUUUUUGGGCCGUUUUUAAUAAUAUUCCAAACCCUGCAGAAAUCCAGAUCAGAUACAGUUACCAUAUGAUGAGAGAUGACAGAUAUCCAUUAUGGGAGGAACCGGUGAAUCAGAAGGGUGGAACCUGGAGGCUGAAAUGCCACAAAAGCGACACUGCCAAAGUCUGGAAAGAGGUCGUGCUUGCUGCCAUUGGGGAACAAUUUUCGGAAAGCUUAGCCGAAGGAGACGAAGUUUGUGGAGUUACUGUAUCGAUCAGAGACAGAGAUGAUUUGGUCCAGAUUUGGAACGAAAAUGCCAACUUAGCUGCAAAAGCCACGGUUCUGCAAAAAAUCCAUCGACUAUUACCGGAUGUUGAUUUUCCGGGAGAAUUUUAUAAGCCGCACCAGUCACAUCACGCAUACGGACGUCGUUGAUUUAUUAUUGAAAUGAAAAAUGUAAGUGAUUUAUUAACCGAUGAAUAGAUUGUAAGUCAAAUAUAAGUACAUAUAUACGUAAUAAAAUUUACACGUGACGAUUUUUUUAAA